Messenger RNA from Pan troglodytes (chimpanzee), 972 nucleotides. It is a transcript of the gene SPATA46, whose product is annotated as spermatogenesis associated 46. The coding region runs from base 99 to 941 and encodes 280 amino acids. Gene Ontology annotation, cellular component: nuclear membrane. NCBI's taxonomy places the organism in Eukaryota, Metazoa, Chordata, Mammalia, Primates, Hominidae. The record is from RefSeq and is a predicted model, not a curated record. Gene Ontology annotation, biological process: fertilization. The transcript has 3 exons.
GUGACAUCAACUGUGCUCAGAAUGUUUAUCCUCUGGACAAACCAGCCAGCCUCUCCAGAGCAGGCGUGUGAUCUCUGUACCCCGGCAGUGGUCAGAAUAUGGAGAACUUCUCACUCCUCAGCAUCUCUGGACCUCCAAUCUCUUCCUCCGCCCUGAGUGCUUUUCCCGACAUUAUGUUCUCUCGUGCCACCAGCCUGCCAGACAUUGCAAAGACAGCAGUACCCACUGAGGCAUCCAGCCCAGCUCAGGCCCUGCCACCCCAGUACCAAAGCAUCAUUGUCAGGCAAGGGAUACAGAACACAGUGCUCUCACCAGCAUCCUUGGCUCCACUGCUCCCUGCCAGAGACUCAGACCUGGUCCUUUCCUUUGCAGACUGCAGCUUGGGGGACACCCAGCACGGAGGGAAGCUGAGGCGGAACUGCACUAUCUACCGGCCCUGGUUCUCCCCCUACAGCUACUUCGUGUGUGCAGACAAAGAGAGCCAGCUGGAGGCCUAUGACUUCCCAGAGGUGCAGCAGGAUGAGGGCAAGUGGGACAACUGCCUUUCUGAGGACAUGGCUGAGAACAUCUGUUCGUCCUCUUCCUCCCCAGAGAACACUUGCCCUCGAGAAGCCACCAAGAAAUCCAGGCAUGGCCUGGACUCCAUCACAUCCCAGGACAUCCUAAUGGCUUCCAGGUGGCACCCAGCACAGCAGAAUGGCUACAAGUGCGUGGCCUGCUGCCGCAUGUACCCCACCCUGGACUUCCUCAAGAGCCACAUCAAGAGGGGAUUCAGGGAGGGCUUCAGCUGCAAGGUGUACUACCGCAAGCUCAAAGCCCUCUGGAGCAAGGAGCAGAAGGCCCGGCUGGGAGACAGGCUCUCCUCCGGCAGCUGCCAGGCCUUCAAUAGUCCUGCUGAACACCUUAGGCAAAUUGGCGGUGAAGCCUACUUAUGUCUCUAGAGAGAUGCCAAUAAAGUUAGUCACAGCCUUC